AUGAUCGACACCAAGGGGUAUCUUGUCAGCCUCCCCCUGCGGCUAGGGUUUAAAGACGGCAAGGCCAUCGCCGCCAACGUCUACCGCGCCCUCUACGUCGCCGCCACCAACGACGGCGCCGACCUCCCCUCGAUCUUCCCCCACACGGACCUCUCCCAGUUCCACCCCCGGGAUAUCGACCCCACCGAUAAGGCGUUUGGCCUCGGCGUCACCAGAGACAGCCGCGCCCACAAAGUGUUCUCGUCUCUGGCGGCGAGUUCUCAGUCGUACUUCCACUUGCGCCACCGGAUAUGUGCUCGUCUCAUCGGGGCGGGCGAGCCGCUUUACCGCUGCGUUGAGUGUGGCUUCGACGAUACCUGUGUUCUCUGUUGCCACUGUUUCAACCCGGAAGACCACCGAGGCCACGAUGUGCGGGUGUCCAUCUCUAGUGGCACCACGGGAGGGUUGUGCGAUUGUCUGGACCCGGAAGCUUUUCCUACCACGUUAAAUUGCCUCUGUGCUGAAGAUACCGUCCCCGAACUGAGCCUGAAGCUUCUGCAACUGAUCGAACAAACCAUGAGCGUCGCCCUCGACUACGUGCUCGAUGUCCUUUCGCAUUCCAUCGGCACAUUGCCUGCCGUACAAGAAGCCGCUGCCUACGACGAGAUUGAGCAGUUUUCCGAUAUCCUGGAUCUCCCCUACUACUCUACUUGUGAAGAUAGAAAUUUUGGCCCCUACGUGCUUGUAUUGUGGAAUGAUGAACGCCACAACUUCCCGGAAGCACAGGCGGCGAUUAAAGCCGCCACCGACGGCAGCGACACUCAGUGCUUUGCCUACGCCAACCAGAUCAACGAAGAAGGCCGGGCCAUUCUUCGUACCGACCCCGACCCCAUGCGGUUGGUGCACUACCACAAAAAGAUAAAGGAAACACUGCUGCCCACUAAACCAGCGUUGGUGCUGCUGAUAUGUAGUGCUCGAGACUACAUGCGAGAGGAAAUUGUCAUCGCCAUCUUUGGGUGGAUUAAGCAGAUCAUUGCUCACCCUACCAUUGGGGUCGCAGCCUCCCAGGCGUUUGCUCGCUUGCUUUUGGAUAAGGAUUACUGGCCGAGCGGCAAGUUGAUGCAGGUCGUCAGUGACCGCAUGACUAACGACAAUGAACCGGCGUUGUUCACUGACGGCCUUCUCUGGAACGGCGCCAUCAAACCCAUGCUCCCCAAGCUCAACGACCGCGGCACCAUGAUCUACUCCCAGGACGAGUUCUACGGCACCCGCCUCCAAUACUUACUUGCAUACGAGAUCCGCUUGACCAAACAGGUCCGCAGCUAUCUCCCCACCAUGCUCACCCUGAGCUUGAUUGCCGAGCCCCAGUUUAAGAGCCAAUUUGCCGAACAAGUGGCGGCAAUUUUCCCCAUGCUUUUCACUAUCCAGGCGGUGUCCGAGCGCGAGGAGGGCCUCGCCGUUCUCCCCGAGAUUGCCGUGCAGUUGUGGACGUGUCCCGUCACCAUUCAGCAUCUCGUCACCACCAACAAAAUCGGGUUACUCAUUGCUCCCUGUGUCCUGCUUAUCAACACCAGCUGUUCCGAAAGGAGUUCCUUUACCGGUGAUCGCACGUUUAAGCUGUACCGGGAGCGCGAUAACGUGCGUAACCACCAGUCGUUUGCGGUGGCCAUGGUACGCCACAUGAGCACGGUGGCGAAGAUGACGCUGCCGGAAAUGCUUGAUCAAGUGUCCCUCAGUCAGCUGGAGGACUUGUUUGACAUCUGCUACAAGUAUCUCAAGCUUUUUCAAGGGUUUUCCCCGGUACUCCGCAAGCUUGGCGACCACGUCGAGUGGGAUAUGUUCCGCGCCGAAGACUAUUUCGCCAUCGUCGACUGUGUGCUCCUGUUUGCCAAUAACUUUGCCCAAAAUAUUCAAGCCAAUGGUAGCAACGUCAGUGUGAAAACGUUUGCUGAGAAGCUCAGUCUUGAGUGGAUCAAUAUCGACCUCGAUCACCGUGACCACGCGGUGCUGGGCCUGCCGGUGAACUUGAUCAACGCUAUCCAGACCUUCCUUGGGUGGUGGCUUACCAAUAACUUCACUACCGUCACCAACUGUGUCGCCUGGUGGCUGGUUCGUCUGAUUGUGUUUGCUGCGCAAGCGCGAGUGGGAUUGUGGGUGCGUAAUGGUCUGGUGGUGCUGAAGCAGACCCUGGCCUACCUCAGCUUUUUGCUUGAAGGCGACCCUUACUUCCAGGACCUUUACGUGUGUCAACUGGCGAUUGUCGGGUCAAACCCCACGGAAACGUUAUCGUUCUUCCUUCACAUUUGGGAGUUGCUGGGAUGGUUCUAUUAUAAUGACGCUAUCGCCGAUACCGUCUACGAGACCGACCGAUUUGAUGCUAUUGUCGAGCGUUUCAUCCAGUUCCUCUACGUGCUUUUCGUUGAUCGUACCCGGAUUGAUUCCUACAAUCGCGAAGAGGAAUUGCAGUGGAAGAUCGCCUACACCCUUGCCGACGAGCCGCGGGCGUAUUCCGUGAUCAAACGGCACAUUCACGAUGCCUUCAACGAUUUCGUCAACUUUGACAAUCAGUUACGUCACGUGGCCGAAUACGCUCCUCCUAAGGGGCUUUCUGAUAGCGGUAAGUACCGCUUAAAGGACUCGUGGAUGGCGAAGCUUGAUCCAAUGUCUAAGUUCACUCAGCUGGGCCAAUUCGAUACCAUUAGUGCCCACCAACGCCAGCUUAUCAAUGCCAAGAACCCAGACGAAGUCGUGCUUACGCCGCAAGUAUAUCAUGCCCACGACGCCAGCAUCGACGCCCUGGUGGCUCAGCUCGCCUAUACGCCGACGAUGUUCAAGCUUUUGCAAAGGCUAUUGUCUAAAGCGUUGGCUGACACCUCGGAAACGUUCUUGCCGCAAUUGUUAAGGUACAUUCACGUCAUUGUGCUUGACCUCAACUCUGCAGAAGUGGACCCAGAGACGCUUAUCCCCGUAGCUUUGCAGCUUGCAGAAAUUGUAAACCGGGGAGAAUACGCUAAACCGACGACGGCGACGGCUCGCCACUUAGUUGGGUUUUUGCGCAACCACGAUCAAGCGAUUAAUCAGGCAGUCGAGGCCAAGUAUCCUACAGAAGCAAGCUCCAAGGGCCAACUGCCCGCCGCUAGCUCCAAAGAGACGGAAGCUGAGCGCCGCAAGCGGAAGGCCGAAGAACGCAAGAAUCGGGUCAUGGCCAAGUUUAAGCGGCAGCAACAGGAUUUUGUGGCCAAUAACCAAGAACUCGUCGACGAGUCCCCUGCACCCGACGACAACGCCAAGGGGUACCAGUGUGUCCAGUGUAACGAAGCUAUUCGUCCCGACGACGUGUUUGGCAUCUUAUAUGAAAAAGUGAACUUGUGUACGACUCGCCUCGUUUCCCCGGACCCUGAGGUAGAACCCCAGGGAGUGUACGGUGAAUGGCACCUGGAAGGGGUGGUGCUGUGUGGCCACCAUAUCCACGAGGAAUGCUACAGGACGGCCCGACGCCCCAACGGCGAGGUGAAAUGCGCGAUGUGCCGUACCGUGCAACACAACUUCGCGCAGAUGUGGUACCCUCACCUGGCCGAGCUCAGUGCCGAGCCGUUCACGAAGGAAGCGGUCUGCGAACCUUCAGUGCGCGAAGUGUUAGCCAGAUCCCAAUUCCAAUCAGCGGAUAAUUUCGCGGGUGCUUCCCGUGACGCUAUCGCCGAUCAAUUUUGUGAUUUGAUGACGUUGUUGGCAGGCACGGUGCGGAUGUACGAACUGGCUCAAAGAGACAAGGGUGAACCGGACAAGUGGGGGCUCUGGGACUACCCCGCCUCAGCUAAGCAGACGAUAAGAGUGCUUCUCCAGGAAGUGAUGUGUAAGGGUGACUCUCCCUCCCUCGACACGGAGUACCUUGGCGUGUUUGAGCGUGCCAUUUUGUAUUGGCUUUUCCAUCAGGAGUCGUGGCCUCAAGUGGUGAAGAAGCAUGCCUGCAAAUUGAUCGUCGAAGGCAUCAUCGACAUGGAAAAGCGUGUAUUUGUCAGUGAUGUUGACCGUACACCUGCUUAUGUCAAACUUGUGGCGGCUGUGCGCGAUGUGGUCGGCGGCGAUAGACCGGCGGUGGGGCUGAUGGAACCAUAUUACUACAAUUUUGUCCGGCAAGCGGCGUUGUUCUACGACUUGGUGGCAACCAAGUACACCGCUGAGGGCCACUUUGAGUCGACCCUCGACCACUCCACUAGCGAUAUCGCGUCGCUUUGUGACUUAUUAGGGCUCCCUGAUUACGCCACAUUGAUUCAUGAUGAAACUGAGCUCGCCGUUGCUGUGCAGGAAUUGCGGGACCAAUUGGUUUUCAACUCUGGCUUGUACUCAAUGCUUGAGUACGCGGGCCCGCGUCUGUUUAUUGAGCUUCCCUCGCUUCACGCCAACUCGUUGGAGAUGGUGGGUAAAAUGAGACUGCACCAGUUGCGCUCGCGUCGGUGCUGCUUGCUUUGCGGCGUUGCGGUUUCCAUUAGGGACACAGAACACGUGAUGACGUGUGGUCGAGGCCUUAGUGUCGGCUAUGUGCCGCUGCGAAACGUUGUCAUCGUUCAGUACAAAGAAGGCCGCGAAAUGAAGGGGGCAGAGCUUCCUGGUCCCUAUGUCACUGAACACGGGGAGAUUAAGCUGAUUACACGUCAUGAACCGGCGGUGCUCAGUCAAGACCGUCUCAAUUUGCUCCAUAAGAUGUACCUCACCCAUGAGCUUGAAGGCUACUUGCUGCGUAAUGAUGCCUUCCAUGACUGGCGCCGCUGGCACUUGGAUGCCACCCGGUUCAUGUUUAGACCCGGUCAACCGCCGACGAUCACUGGUGAUGAAGACGACACCGACGAUGAACCGCAACAGGUGAACAUCCCCCAGGCGUGGCCGGUGGUGCUUGACGACGACGAAGACGACGAAGUGGACCACGACGACGACUGGCUUGACGACGACAUGGAGUUCGAUCCGUCGGACCGGGAGAUGGAUGCCAAUGAGUUUAUGACGCAAAUGAGCGAAUACGAACCCGAAAUCCGCGAGUUAUUCCAGUUGUUGCGACCGGAACGCCCCCAGGAACCAGGCCAGGAGCAGGACCAGUUGCUGCCGGAAGACGGCGCCCGUCUUGCCCGGAUGCUUUUGCGGUUGCACACCAGCCGGAUGAUUGUGGACCAGAUGGAGGGAGAAGGAGAUAUGGAGACCAACGAGGAGUCCGAUGACGAAUAUAUGGACACCCGGUGGAAUUGA
Diutina rugosa is the source of this 5214-nucleotide messenger RNA. RefSeq names its product E3 ubiquitin-protein ligase (gene UBR1). Gene Ontology annotation, cellular component: ubiquitin ligase complex; cytoplasm. The transcript has a single exon. The record is from RefSeq and is a predicted model, not a curated record. Gene Ontology annotation, biological process: ubiquitin-dependent protein catabolic process via the N-end rule pathway; protein ubiquitination. Bases 1 to 5214 code for a protein of 1737 amino acids. Lineage: Eukaryota; Fungi; Ascomycota; Pichiomycetes; Serinales; Debaryomycetaceae. Gene Ontology annotation, molecular function: zinc ion binding; ubiquitin protein ligase activity.